Molecule: messenger RNA, 909 nt
Organism: Scleropages formosus (Asian bonytongue)
Lineage: Eukaryota; Metazoa; Chordata; Actinopteri; Osteoglossiformes; Osteoglossidae
Product: T-cell leukemia homeobox protein 1-like
Exons: 3
Coding region: 1-909 (302 amino acids)
Biological process (GO): animal organ development; regulation of transcription by RNA polymerase II
Cellular component (GO): nucleus
Molecular function (GO): RNA polymerase II cis-regulatory region sequence-specific DNA binding; DNA-binding transcription factor activity, RNA polymerase II-specific
Source: RefSeq, a predicted model, not a curated record
AUGGAGCAGCCCGCCGCGCACCUGCACCUCUCCCCGGCGGAGCCCAUCAGCUUCGGCAUCGACCACAUCCUGCAGCACGGACCGGAACACAGCAGCUGCCUCGUCGUCGCGGGCCCCCGGUUCGGCGACUCGGACUGCGGCUGCGCGCUCGGCUACGGUCCGGCCGGGAACGCGCCGGCCGGGUCAGGCACAGGGUGCAGCUCCGUGGCCGUGGGCUCGUCCUACAGCGCGGACCCGGCAGCUCUGCACCCGGGUUUGAGCGUCGGCGGGAACGGCCUCGCUCCGCCUGCCGUCAUCCGCGUGCCAGCGCACCGCGCGCUCGCCGCGCUCCCGCAGACGGGCGCGAGCGCGGGCGCGGUGCCGGAGGGUGCGUGCGGCGUGAACGCGUUCGGCAGCCUCACGGGAUUAACGUUCCCGUGGAUGGAAAGUAACAGAAGAUACACGAAGGACAGGUUUACAGCAGCCCUCUCACCCCUCCCUGUAACGCGCCGCGUAGGUCACCCGUACCAGAACCGCACUCCGCCCAAGAAGAAGAAGCCGCGGACGUCGUUCACGCGCCUGCAGGUGUGCGAGCUCGAGAAGCGCUUCCACCGGCAGAAGUACCUGUCUUCGGCGGAGCGCGCGGCCCUGGCCAAGGCGCUGAGGAUGACGGACGGCCAGGUGAAGACCUGGUUCCAGAACAGGAGGACUAAGUGGAGGCGGCAGACAGCGGAGGAGCGCGAGGCCGAGCGGCAGCACGCGAACCGCAUCCUGCUGCAGCUCCAGCACGAGGCCUUCCAGAAGACGCUGAACCAGCCGCUGGUGCCGGACCCGCUGUGCCGGAGCAACACGUCCCUGUUCGCGCUGCAGAACCUGCAGCCGUGGGCCGAGAACGUGGGCAAGAUGAGCGGCGCGUCCACGUGCGAGUAG